AACAACAAUCAGAAUACAACUCACAGAAUUCAAUUGAAACUCAGUUGUGUUCCCAUUCAACUUUUACUUUCAACUUGUAUUCAUUUCGUGCUCCAUGUUGCUUCGGCAAUAUUUUUCAACCUGUUACUGCUUUCGAUCUUCAAUCUUAUUUUGAAUGUUAUCUUACAUGCAUGUAAACAAUGAUCCAAUGAUUAAUUCAUUUGUUAUGUUCCUAAGUUUAGUUUACCAUUGAUCAUGAAACUAGAUUCAUGUAAACUCUUUGAUGGUCUCUUCUUGCAACAUCCAAAGGAUCCUUUGCUUUCUAAGUUGGUGUUAGUUUUGUUCAUUUUGUUCAUUCUGUUGACAUGGCUUGUACCGUGUUACAUGGGUCAAUCAAUUUACCCACAAGUGACUCUGAAACAAGGCAUUUUAAGAGGAAGACCGAUGAGAACAGAAGAUGACAAAGAGUUCUUUGGAUUUCUUGGUAUUCCUUAUGCUAAACCACCGAUCGGUCCUCUUCGGUUUAAACAACCAGUACCACACCCAGGUUGGUCAGGUUUAGCUGAUGCUUGGACUUAUAAAGCAAGCUGUCCUCAAUUGGAUACUCGUGGUGUUGACACUGGAAAUGAAGAUUGUCUUUAUCUAAAUGUUUACACUCCAAGUGUCGAGCGAACUCCAUUCAAUAAUUUUCUUUACCCAGUAAUGGUUUUUAUUGGAGCUGGUACUUUUGAAACUGGUGAUAGCUCUUUAUAUGGACCUCAAAAGAUUAUGGAUAAAGGAAUCGUUUUAGUCACUUUUAAUCAUCGGAUUGGUUUAUUAGGCUUCUUGAGUUCAGACGAUGAAAGUGCAUCAGGUAAUUGGGGAUUAUAUGAUCAAUUAUUGGUUUUGCAAUGGAUUAAAAGCAAUAUCGAGAGUUUCUCUGGCGAUCCAAGUAGUGUUACCAUUUUCGGACAAGGGGCUGGUGCAGCUUCCGUUUUCUUUCACCUUAUAUCGCCUCUGUCUAAAGGUUUAUUUCACAAAGCAAUUUUAGAAAGUGGUUCAGGACUUUGCGAUUGGGCUCUGCAGUCAGAUCCUUGGGACUAUGCUGUUCAAAUAGGCCAGCGCUUGAGAUGUCCAAUAACACCACGGGAUACUUUAAUUGAAUGUCUUAGAGUUGUCCCAACACUCGAUUUGCUACGAGCUCAAAGUAAUGGUAAAAUUUUAGGUGAAUACCCAAUAAAAACUGUACCAGUAGUUGAAAAAGGAACUACCAACAGAUUCUUGCCCCAGGAUCCAUGGCAGUUAUUAACAAGUGGAAUCGUGAACAGGGUUCCCGUUUUGAUUGGAUACAAUACACAAGAAACUCUUUUCUUUUAUCCUGAAAUAGAACAAGCUUUUAGGGAAGAAAGUGGACGAGCUCAUGAAAAAUUGACCUCAGAUUUCCUUGAUUGCUGUACACCAUUCAAAGGAAGGUCAAAGGAGCGAGUAGUACCUUUGAUUCUUUAUGAGUAUUUCAAUAAAAUGGAUCCAUUCAAUUCAACUCAGGUCGCUUCUAGAUUUAUUGAUUUGUCAACCGAUGCUCUAUUCAUAAGCUGUAUUGAUGAAACAGUUCGUAUCCUUUGGGAGCUAAAUUUACCUGUUUACCUUUACAUUUUCGACUACCGUGGACAGAACAGUAUGGUUGAACGAAUUAUCUCUAAAGCAUUAAUUCCUGUCGACACUGGACCUUCUCAUGGAGAUGAGUUAUUUUAUAUAUUUGAUAUGAAAUUGGGAACCAGUCGUAAUCAACCUUUCCGUGAUAAAAAGGUUUCCCAAAGAAUAACCUCUUUAUGGACUGACUUCGCUAAAUUCGGUUAUGCUCCUAGGACAGUAACACCAGAAUAUCCUCGUUGGAAUAAAUUCAAUACCAAUCAUCCAACAGCUUUGUAUAUUGGCGGAUCUCUUGGAAACAUAAGCUUUACUAAAACUCGAGAGGCUCAAUUUUGGUCUAAAAAUUUGAAAAAUUUAUCAGGAAUCAAUCCUCACAUGCUGGCUCGGAUUCGACAAGCUCGUCCUUUGUAUAAAACACUUGCUUGGACUAUGAUUGGUGUUAGUCUGUCACUUCUAAUCAUGGUUAUCCUACUGUUAUCAAUAUUGUUUUACCAACGAAGAUCUUCAAGCUUCAGAGCUGGAUUACAGAAUGGGCCUGAUUUGAGUAAAACUAUUUGGAAUGAUUAUUUUGGUCGAAAUCGAUUCCUUCCAAGAAGCAACCCAACAAUUUCAUCAAUGUUUAUCAGUUCGCCUGUUAUUUUCAACACUCCAGACCAUUUUGAAUCAAUUGCUGAACUAUCAUCAGUUGGAUCAAAUGGAGAUGAUAAAUCCCAAAGUUUCAUUCAGAAUUGAAAAAGAUCAUAAUUUCACUUAUAUCUUCAUAUGUUUAAUAGCCAUGAUGUAAAUAUAAUAAUCUGAGUUACCCAUUUGAAAUAAAAAGUAAUUUUGUAAAUUCAAAA
Molecule: messenger RNA, 2447 nt
Organism: Tetranychus urticae (two-spotted spider mite)
Lineage: Eukaryota; Metazoa; Arthropoda; Arachnida; Trombidiformes; Tetranychidae
Product: carboxylesterase 4A
Source: RefSeq, a predicted model, not a curated record